Ostertagia ostertagi is the source of this 324-nucleotide messenger RNA. NCBI's taxonomy places the organism in Eukaryota, Metazoa, Nematoda, Chromadorea, Rhabditida, Trichostrongylidae. The record is from the annotation of a GenBank genome assembly.
AUGAGAUGCACGACGCGGUCCUCGAUGGAGUUACUGUGUUCCGCGCCGAGACCGACGCUGCUUGGAGUCAGAAUGAUGGACUUCCAAGUGACCGUCGCUCCUCCAGCCAAGCCUCGUGAGAAUCCCUUCAAAUCCAUCUUCCGUAGCAAGAGACAGGCUGGUCUCCCCUCCUUCUGCCAGUGCACUCCUCCUAGAGUGACUUGCCCACCUGGACCUCCUGGACCACCUGGACGACCUGGAGCACCAGGACAGCCAGGAGCACCAGGACAGCCUGGCAAUGACGCAACUACCACCUAUGCUCCAAUCAAUUGCCCAAGGCCGUAG